AGGCAGAUGGACAAGCCUACUCACAUGGUAAAAGAAGUGAAAAAAAAAAAACAAAUGCCAAGUAUCAUCUGCCAUGGUGUUACAUCUCAGUAGUAGAAAACCAUACCACUUCAGGGUGGAUGACGCCUGCUGACCAAACCUACCACCAAACAAGUACGCCUCAUUCUUGAUGAAAGUGUCAGGUGCGUAUGUCACAUACGAAUUAUGUGACACACUGAUGAUUCAUUAUUGUUGCCAAUGUGGUUUGCUGUACUGGUUAAAAGAUAUUUGCACAGAAACUAGGCGCAUGAAAACAGAAUAUGUGCUGUUUGGGUGUAGUAAAGUUCACAGUCUAGGAGUGUGUUAUAAUAAUUAAUAUAUUGCCUGAGUCAAAAUGCAAGGCCUCAACAGAUUAUUGUGUUUAUCUACAUGAAUCUGUGUGUAAUCCUUGCCCUGCUACCUACAUCGUUACUACAAUAACAGAAACAGGCAGGACAGGUUGGGAGGUGAACAAAAUGCAAAAACUCUUAAUAUUUAACAGCUACUGUAAUCCAGUACCGUAAUCCAAUUUUGCCUUCUCAAAAACAACAUUUCAGAUAUCCCAAACUACAUUCUUCCUAUCCACAAUUGGCUUUUCAGAUAUCUGCAAUGGAACUCCAGUUUGAGAUAGCAACCAUUUGAUUCUGACUAGUCAUAAUUGCAGUUCAAGAUAUAUUUAAUUCAUCCCAAUUCAAGAGAGUCAAGAUUUUCCUUUUCAGAGAUCUUAAAUCAAAUUUUAGCUAUAGGCGAAAUUAAGUUGUAGAUAUCUGGAACUGGAAUUAUGACUAGUCAGAAUCAAACUGCAGAUAUCUUAAAUUGGAGUUAGGGAAAUCUAUAAUUUAGUUGCUGAUAUCCGCAAUUUACUAGCGGAUCUCUGCAAGUGAAUUUUAGAUUUCUGUGAUGAGAAACCCCGUAGACAUGAAUUACAGAUAUCUUGAAGGAAAAUUCCAACUAUUCAAAAAGUCAUCACGAUUAGUCCAACAUAAAUUGUUGAUGCCCUUGAAUCCCAAAACCCGGUUGGUCAAAUUUAGCUUUUAAAUGUUAAAACAUAGAAAUCCCAUACAAAUGAAUGGCAAUGUGACGUCAUUUGGCUAGCUAUCUUUAAUUCUGUUUUGGCGGGGCAAAACUCAAUUAAAGAGAUCACUUGUAGUUUCGAAUAGUGACAAUGUUAAUUAGUGAUAGUGAAAUUUAGCUUUUAAUUGUUGAAUCCAAUUGCCACAUCUAAAAGGGAGAAACGGAACAUAUGACGUCACCCAGCCAUCGUCUCCGACACUCACAUGUUGCCUUCAGGCACAGCUUGAAACUCGGGUUUUAUUAAACGUCAAUUCAUUAUUUUUCAGUUUAAUUCAACAGUUUAGUUUGUGUUUCGUAUUUAAACAAAUAAAAUAGGGCAAUAUCUAGUAUACAUAUUUUUUUUAAAUUGACGAGCAACUGCUUAAUUCCAGGUUACUCCCGCCCACCCAUAAACACCGCGAUGUCAUUGAACGUAACUCACCAAAGCAGCAUAGGUUUCGUAGGAAGGGAAACGAAAUUGUGAAUGAACAUUUCAGCCUAGCUCCGAGGAACAUCCAUUUCUUGAGUUCAUAGGCUGCGUUUGUGUGCGUACCACACCGUUUUAAGAUGCUCCAGUCUGUUGCCAGUAGUUCGUGCGUGCGGCUCAUUCAGAGCCACAAAUCGACGUGGUAUUUUGUGAUUCUGCUGCUGGGCUACAUCCUUUAUCUCAUCUUCGGGGCUGUUGUCUUCUCGUCCGUCGAGCUGCCUUACGAAGACGCCCUGCGCCAGGAGCUGAUGGCCAUGAAAACGCAGUUCCUCCGCGACAACGAGUGCAUCACCGAGGAGAGUCUGGAGCGCUUUCUCAGGGAAGCUCUCGAAGCGAGCAAUUACGGCGUCUCCAUCCUCAACAACACCGAUGCUAACUGGAACUGGGACUUCACCUCUGCACUCUUCUUUGCCAGCACCGUGCUCUCCACCACAGGUUAUGGUCACACAGCACCACUGUCAGAGGGUGGGAAGGCCUUCUGCAUCAUCUACUCUGUGUUUGGCAUCCCGUUCACCCUCCUCUUCCUCACCGCCGUGGUGCAAAGGAUCAUGGUGUACAGCACAAGGAAGCCCAUCUCGUACAUCCACACACGCUGGGGCCUGUCGAAACCUCUGGUGGCCAUCGUCCACUCCUGUCUUCUCGCCUUGUUGGCCGUCUGUUGCUUCUUCCUCAUCCCUGCGGGCAUCUUCUCAGCAAUAGAGGACAACUGGAACUUCCUGGAGUCGUUCUACUUCUGCUUCAUCUCGCUCAGCACCGUUGGAUUGGGAGAUUAUGUGCCAGGCGAGGCGACUAACCAGAAGUUCAGGGAGCUCUACAAGCUGGGAAUCACUUUUUACUUGAUCCUGGGCCUGAUCGUUAUGCUGGUGGUCCUGGAGACAUUCUGCGAGCUGCAGCAGCUGAAGCAGCUGAGGAAGAUAUUCUACCUGAAAAAGGAGAAGACGCAGGACCGCCUGACCAUCCUGGAGCAUGACCACCUAUCCUUCACCUCCGCACCAGGCACGGCGCACAGCGAUGACAAGGCCCACAUGUUCAUUAGUGUCUCAACUCUGUCUUCUCGCAGCGACGAGCUCAUGAUCCAGUAACGACUGACCGAGACAAUUUCAAGAAAACCCAAAUCUCUGCUGUAGUUAAAGCUGGUGAGAGCAAAGCUUUGUUAUGACCUGUCCGUUAUUUAAAGCAUAUGUUGAAACAUUUUAGGACAUCAUCUUACAAUCGGACUGGUUAGCACAUCAGCCUCACAGUUCUGAAGACCCAGGUUCAAAUCUGGCCUUGCCUGCGUGGAGUUUGCAUGUUCUCCCCGUGCCUGCGUGGGUUUUCUCCAGGUGCUCUGGUUUCCUCCCACAUCCCAAAAACAUGCACGGUAGGUUAAUUGAAGACUCUAAAUUGCCCAUAGGUGUGAAUGUGAGUGUGAAUGGUUGUUUGUCUAUGUGUGCCCUGCGAUUGGGUGACGAUCAGUUUACGGUGUACCCCGCCUCUCGCCCAGAAUUAGCUGAGAUAGGCACCAGCACACCCGUGACCUUAGUGAGGAUAAGUGAUACGGAAAAUGGAUGGAUGGAUGUUCCAACCAAGCUAAAGUUCUGGAGAAAUGAUCAAUUUCUUCUAAAAUAGCAGAUAGUGUUACUUCUGUGGACAUUGCUUCAAGGUGUACAGUUCAGGGUCUUUGGGAUUUAAGACACACAUCACUGAUUCCAGAAACUAGUACAGUAUGCUGAUUAUACAGAUUGCUCAUGACCGUUGCUCUUUAAUGCUUUUUUUGGCUUCUACUGCUUCGGUUGCAUAGUUGACUGGAAGAGGCUUCACAAGGCAAUUUGUCCUAGUCAAAAUGGUGCUGGCAUUAAUGUCCUAAUAGUUUAGUAGUAUCAUGUUAUGUGGCAAAUGUGAAACUGACAGGCGCUUUUUAAAAUGUAUUUAAGAACAUUGGUUCUAUGUCAGGCGGCACGGUGGACGACUGGUUAGAGCGUCAGCCUCACAGUUCUGAGAACCCAGGUUCAACCCCCGGCCCCGCCUGUGUGGAGUUUGCAUGUUCUCCCCGUGCCUGUGUGGGUUUUCUCCGGGCACUCCGGUUUCCUCCCACAUCCCAAAAACAUGCAUUAAUUGGAGACUCUAAAUUGCCCGUAGGCAUGACUGAGUACGAAUGGUUGUUUGUUUCUAUGUGCCCUGCGAUUGGCUGGCAACCAGUUCAAGGUGUACCCCGCCUCCUGCCCGAUGACAGCUGGGAUAGGCUCCAGCACGCCCGCGACCCGAGUGAGGAGAAGCGGCUCAGAAAAUGGAUGGAUGGAUGAAUAUAUGGAUAGUAAGCAUAAAACUCUGAUUAAGAAUUUAUUAAUUUCAAUGACAAACUUAUGAUGCCGCAUUUCAGCUGUCACAAUGGAUGGAUGGAUGGCUCUAUGUCAGUGCUACUUUAUCGUUAAUGAAGAUGUAAAGUUUCCUGCUUGCCCUACAUUUCAUUCAGGGAUUUUCUUUCUCUGCACGUAUAUGUUAUAAUCGUGUUCUUGUGCUUAUUUAUCUGUUCCGUGUGUGAUUAUACACACUUUUAAUUUAUUGCCUUGUCUGAUAAAAUGUAUCUAAUGUGCACACAACUUAUGAGAAAAGGGAUGUGAUGUUCACCUUUAAGUGUAGGGAGCUGGGAGCUACCUUUGCACAUUUCCAGGAACCAGCCAAAUGGCAGACGUGAUUCUAACUGUCUCAUCUGUAUUGUGAAAAAAGUUGAAGGUAGCGACCGUAGCGUUACUCUGAUUGUAAAUGUUCUGAAAACGCCCCAACCAAAACCAACCGAUUUUCACUUCUAAGUGUAAUUUUUCAAUUGAUUUCUAGCAAGGAGUAAAAUGCUAAGGCAUAUAUAUUCAUAUUUAAACAAUAUUUUUUGUUAAUGCCUUUUGCUACAGUUUAACAUGCUAACCAGGAUAUACUGCAUAUGAUGUGCUUUACGACUCUGCUAUCUUAGUUUAGCUAAGGUCAGUAGGGUCAUGUUGAUAGUAAAGUAUGUGUUAGCGAUAAUUUUAUCAUCUUGGACGUUACUACUGAUACAUUUUUGGAAAUUUAAUUGUGAAUUGUUUUUAUAUGUCUGCUGGGGGUGAAACUAGACCUCUAAUGUUGUUUUCUUCAUCGCUGUAAGAUAUUUCACUGGUCAGUAGAUGCAUUGAGUGAAUAUAUUUGUGAUCAGGAUUUCGAAUGGAACUAGUUUACUAAUGCUGACAACAUUGGCCAGAUUUGAUAUUUCUAUGCAGAAAUCGUGUCAUGUCAUGGGCAUGUCCAUAUUGUAUCACCAAGCAAAGAUGGAAACCAUUUAAUUCUAAGGACAAAUCCAUAAGCUCUUUGACAUUCGUGUCAGUGAAAUAAAGUGCUGUUUUUUUA
Messenger RNA from Phyllopteryx taeniolatus (common seadragon), 4912 nucleotides. It is a transcript of the gene kcnk1b, whose product is annotated as potassium channel, subfamily K, member 1b. The transcript has 3 exons. The record is from RefSeq and is a predicted model, not a curated record. Gene Ontology annotation, molecular function: potassium ion leak channel activity. The coding region runs from base 1639 to 2640 and encodes 333 amino acids. Gene Ontology annotation, biological process: potassium ion transmembrane transport; stabilization of membrane potential. Lineage: Eukaryota; Metazoa; Chordata; Actinopteri; Syngnathiformes; Syngnathidae. Gene Ontology annotation, cellular component: membrane.